AUGUCGCCACUCGGUCCAAUCAUGGCCGGAAUCGCCUAUGUCAUAGAUAUUAUCAUCGACGCCUUCAACCCGUGGAAGACUCCAUUCCACGUCGCACUGAUCGCCGCGGUCCUUAGUAAGAUCAUCCGGGACAUCUCUACCUUCCUUCACGCCAUCAUACCAGUCUACAACAAAGGGCCGAUCACUCGAUAUAGCCAAUUACUCGCCUCUAAAAGGAAAAUCAUUGAGUCCUUACCUGGUAUCAGUCGAGCACUCGCCGAGGACGAGACAUGUGCACUUUGUAAAGAUCAGCACGUCGAGCCUCUCGAGCUGCCAUGCCAACACGUCUACUGCAAGGCUUGCCUUGAGACGCUUAUGGACCAUGGAUACAACUACUGCGGUCUAUGCAAGCGGCAAUGCUACUCCUUGGAAGAUCUGCCCCCGACUGAUUUAGCGAGAAGGAAGGCUUCAAAAGCUCAGCGAGUUCUGUACAGCCAUCUCAUCUCUUGCGGGUUGGCUGCCACAGGCUUGCUUGUGUUCGUGUCACUAUGGCCGAACAUACUUGCUGCCCUCGCAGCCGCCGGUGGAUCUGGGCUAGCCUACGAGCUACUCUGUGUCUUUGCGGCUUUCUACUUCUACCAGGUCUGCGUGCUCAAGAUUGAGACGGGCCGUAUCGACAACCUUGACGAGGAGUGGGGACAGAAUAUUCUCUUGAGGAAUGGCUUUGCACUAAUCUGGUUCGUCUGGACUUGCCUCGUGCUGGCAAUGUUCUGCAACGUACUGAAGUGGAUGUUGAUUGUGUGGUACUUGGGCGCAUGA
This is a messenger RNA of Fulvia fulva, 798 nucleotides long. RefSeq lists its product as uncharacterized. Gene Ontology annotation, molecular function: metal ion binding. NCBI's taxonomy places the organism in Eukaryota, Fungi, Ascomycota, Dothideomycetes, Mycosphaerellales, Mycosphaerellaceae. The transcript has a single exon. The coding region runs from base 1 to 798 and encodes 265 amino acids. The record is from RefSeq and is a predicted model, not a curated record.